AUGGAGGCAAAGCGGCGGUUCGUGGAAGAUGUUGCGAUAAUCGGUGGAUUAAUCGGUGUCCAGUUUUUAUACGCCGGAAACUCGGUUUUGCAGAGUUAUAUCAUGUUUGUUGGCCUUCCUCCUACUCCUCUCAUCAUCUCUUCGAAUUUCGUCACCUUUCUCAUCCUCUCUCCUCUUGCCAUCUUUUUCGAAAGGAAGUCAUGGCCGAAGAGAUUGAGCGUGAAAUUACUGGUUCAGUUGGUUUUGAUAUCGUUUGCGGGGGUGACGUUGUUUCAAUCUUUAAUGUUAAAGGGGGUCGAUUUAACUUCGCCAUCAAUGGCUACCGCGAUGCCGAAUCUUGCACCGGGGCUCAUCUUUAUCAUCGCUUGGGCCUUUAGGUUAGAGAAAGUCGAUAUCAGUUGUACUUAUAGUAGGGUCAAGAUAGUGGGCACGUUUUUGUGCGUGCUCGGGGCCAUUACGAUGAGCCUUAUGCAAAGCACGAAAAAGAAUCCCUUCUCGGAAGACGUAUUUUUACACGAUCCCUUGUCUUCAAGAAGCGAACAUUUUUACAUUUUCAACAAGGACAGGAUUAUCGGUUGUUUUUAUCUCGUUGCUGCUGUUAUUGUUCUAUCAAGUGAUGUCGUCUUGCAGGCUAUAACAUUAGUCGAUAUGCCGGCACCUAUAUCGUUAAGUGCAAUAACAUCGUUAAUCGGUGUGAUACUAACUGCGACACUCGAGUUUAUCGAAAAACAUGCGAUCCCGACACCGUGGCCCAUUUGGUCUUUGAAACAGCUGAUUUGCUAUGCUCUAAUGGCGGGAAUGAUCACCGGAGUUUGUUUUAGCUUCAAUGCAUGGGCGAUGAAGAAAAGAGGGCCUGUUUUGGUCUCGAUGUUCAAUCCCAUUGGAACCGUCAUCGCUGUUAUCAUCUCGUGUUUCUUAGGUCAAUCUAUUGCUCUUGGAAGCCUUACGGGUAUGUUUAUCAUGUUUACGGGGUUGUAUUUUGUGCUAUGGGCUAAAGGAAAAGAGGGUUUCUUACAAAAAGACGAACACGCAAUCCAAAGCGAGUGCCAUGACGUAGAGAAGCCUCUCCUUCAAUAA
Cynara cardunculus var. scolymus (artichoke) is the source of this 1077-nucleotide messenger RNA. Its product is annotated as WAT1-related protein At5g47470. The coding region runs from base 1 to 1077 and encodes 358 amino acids. The transcript has 7 exons. Gene Ontology annotation, molecular function: transmembrane transporter activity. The record is from RefSeq and is a predicted model, not a curated record. Lineage: Eukaryota; Viridiplantae; Streptophyta; Magnoliopsida; Asterales; Asteraceae. Gene Ontology annotation, cellular component: plasma membrane.